Molecule: messenger RNA, 1613 nt
Organism: Melozone crissalis (California towhee)
Lineage: Eukaryota; Metazoa; Chordata; Aves; Passeriformes; Passerellidae
Gene: RD3
Product: RD3 regulator of GUCY2D
Exons: 3
Coding region: 187-780 (197 amino acids)
Source: RefSeq, a predicted model, not a curated record
GCGCAGCUGUUGUAUCUCGUCACCAGGGCUAAUCCACAGCCCGGUGUGGGUUUAAGCCUGCUGUGCCAGUUUAGAGGGCUUGACUUCAAGCCACGUCCUCCUCCCGGUACCCUCUCCGCUCGCCCCGAGUCCGUCUGUCCGCAGGAGCAGCGGGAGCGCUGGUGCCAAAGAGACACACGGAGCACGAUGUCCCUGGCAUCCUGGUUCAGGUGGAACGAGCCCCCAAACCGCAUUUCCCAGAGGAGCCCCACGGAGAUGGUGGUGGAGACGCUGAUGAUGGAGCUGAGCUGGCAGAUGAAGCAGGCCGAGAAGCAGCAGCGCGAGCGCGAGAACGAGUACCGGCGCAUGAAGAGCGGCGUGGACUACGGCUGGCUGGUCAGCUACCCCAAGCACAGCUACGACAUCAGCCCCGGGGAGAGGCUGCAGCUGGAGGACAUGUGCACCAAAAUACACCCUUCCUACUGCGGGCCUGUCAUACUCAGGUUCAGGCAAGUGGUUGCAGAGUACGAACCAGAGGCGCAGGAAGUAUCCCGGCUCUUCCGCUCCGUCCUGCAGGAAGCUGCUGAGAAGAUCAAAGAGGAGGAAGAGGCCAAGAAGCUUGCAAGGCAGUGGAACACAAAGAACAGAACCAGCCUCUCCUUAACAACAUUUAAAUCUCGGUCCAGGAUCUCUCCAUUCAUCAGUGACAUCAAGACCAUCUCUGAGGAUGUGGAACGGGGCACCCAGCCCAACAGGAGGGUUUGGAGCAUGCCAGAAUUUCGGAACACCAAGGACUUCUGACUCUAUACUCAAUAAGGUUUUUAGACACUGAUCUUUCAAAAGCCCAGUUAACCCUUUUUUAAUUCUACUGUUCUUUUUUCCAUCUCUCUUUUCCUGCCUGUCUCUGUCUUGGAAGCUGUGUCUGUAGUAACCGCUGCUGAUGCCUGCAGCCUGUCACACCAUUUAUUACCAAACAUGGUAGCCUUUCCUGUAACUCAGUAGCUGUUCAGAACCUUAAGGACCUUAAGGCUCAUUUACUAUCUCCUUUUUAUUACUGCUUUCUUGUGGAAAAUGAAUUAGUUUUGCUAUGUCUGUCUUCUCCCUUUCCCCUCCAGCCUGGAUGUAGUUAUCUAUAAAAACUUUUGGCUCAAGCUACUGAGAGCUGCUGGCUGCACCAAUCUUGCUGAAAGCAAGACAGCCACUUAAAUGAGUGAGGCUUACAGGAUCAGGCUUGUGAGCUAAAGCUAGUAUCUGAUUUGGAACUGAACUUCCUUUUCCAACUAAUAGCCUUCCUCAGUGCUACAACAAACUUCACAGGUAACCUCAGCACUGCUCUUGAUCCACUUUUUUUGCUGACAGUUCACAAUCCAACCCGGGUAGAAACAGACCCAAGCUUUUUAAGAUUAAAGCCCAAUCAUGUUCCACAACCACCAGUGUAUGCAUGUUCAAGUUUCUUGGGUACUUUCUCUUUUGUGCAGGCAGAACCCCCAGAACUUUGUACCUGCAGAGCAGAUAGAAAUGUAUCACCCUGCUGUGUAGAUACAGAGGUGGAUACCUCAGUGCUGUGUCAAGUGCUGUUCUGAGGCCUCAGUGCUCUGUGUUGGUGAGCUAAGUGCUCUACCCUGCACCCCAGA